AUGGGUCAAAAAAAGAUAGUCCGGAAGAACCGAGCUCCACUGGAAGACCCUCCUUCCGAUCCGUCUUCUUCAUCAUCAUUACAAGAAGAUGAACAACUCACCGACCAAGAAGAAGAAGAAAACCACUAUCAAGAACCAACCAAAGAAACACCAGAAUCUGAAUCUUCCGAAGACGAAGAAGAACAAGAAGUUCAAGAAGUAGAAGAAAAGGUAGAGAAAACUAAACCCUCUGUUAAAAAACCCAUCACUCCAGCAAAACCACAACACCCUCAGUCGUCGGACUCCGACCCGGGAUCUGAUUCGGAGACCCAUUUGGGCUCUCCGACUUUCACGAAGUCCAUCGCUUCCAAGCCCAAGAAACCCACCUCUUCUAAACGCCUCAUGCAAGAGUUUGAAAAGACUGCUAACCUGUCACAAAAGAAAAAGAAGUCCAAGUCCAAGAACGGUUCCGACACGUAUCCGGAUAUGGGUGAGUUUCAUGAACUAAUCAAGGAAUCUCUUAGUGUUGAUGUUUCCAAAAAUCAGUUUGUGGAUAAGAUUAGGAAGCUGAAGAGAAAGUACAAUAUCAAUGUUGAGAAAGCAGUUUUCUCACGGCCCCAUGAACGCAAGUGUUUAGAACUUUCAAAUAAGAUAUGGGGUGGGGGAAGGGAGAAGAAUGGGAUUGAUGGGAAUGAGAAGACCGUCAAGCUUGGCGAUUCUGUUGUUGUGCCUAAAGAAAAUGAUGGGAAGGAGGGUGCAUUGGGAGAUGAGAAUAAAGAUGGAGUUGAUGGGAAUGGGGAGAGUAACGAAGUUGAUGAGAAUGGGAAGAGUAGUCGAAGUAAAAGAGCGAGAAAGACUGAUUCGGUAGCUUUGCCUAAAGGAAAUGGGAAAGAGGAGGUUGCAUUGGGAAAGAAAUUGAAAGGAGGAAAAAUGAAGGAUAUGGAAGUUGAUGAAGUGGGGGACUUCUGGGCAAUGCACCCGUGCUUGAAAGAGUCGUUGGAGAUGGAGACGGAGACAGGGAUGCCUUCCGAUUUGUUAAGGAAGAAUCCUGUGAGGAGAUUUUUGAAGGAAAAUAUGAGUACAAUUGGGAACGAAAAGACGAUGGAGCUGGAGAAGAAGUGGAAGAAUUUGCGUGCUGCUGAAGUUACUUUAGCUCUAAAGCGGGGGGAAUUGAUGAACGAGCAGACAAAGCUGGUGUUGGAUGCAACGAAUGCUUCAAAGGAUUAA
Messenger RNA from Rhododendron vialii, 1206 nucleotides. RefSeq names its product STOREKEEPER protein-like. Gene Ontology annotation, biological process: regulation of DNA-templated transcription. The transcript has 2 exons. NCBI's taxonomy places the organism in Eukaryota, Viridiplantae, Streptophyta, Magnoliopsida, Ericales, Ericaceae. The record is from RefSeq and is a predicted model, not a curated record. Gene Ontology annotation, cellular component: nucleus. The coding region runs from base 1 to 1206 and encodes 401 amino acids.